Marchantia polymorpha subsp. ruderalis is the source of this 929-nucleotide messenger RNA. Lineage: Eukaryota; Viridiplantae; Streptophyta; Marchantiopsida; Marchantiales; Marchantiaceae. The record is from the annotation of a GenBank genome assembly.
AAAGGUUGCGUGUGUGAGAAAGUGCCGUCUAGUCAGAUUUAGAACCUCUGAAGUUGAUUUUUCCUGUAGACCAGCAACGCGCUAGCCAUUGUAAGAGCCCAUUGGUCUUCAUGGAACUCAGACUCUAGAACAGAGAAUGCAGUGCAUUGCUGGAACCUUGCUAUUACGUGACGUGAACCUUGAUGGCUAUUGGUGGACUGUACCAGACAUUCAGUGGAAUUUUCUCAUAACAUGAUGGAUUAGCUGUUGCUCGCAGCACAAUGCAUUCAUUUCAUAAUCUUCUGAGUUGCUGUAGCCACUAUUGCAGCUAGAAAAGGCAGUGUUCUAAUUUCGUUGGAGGAAACAUGAUCAUCAGCUAUGUUCAUUUUCUGACGGCUUAUGCCCUUCCCCUCUUACUGGUCUUCACUAGUUUCUUCACCAUGGGUUACUAUUUGGCCAAAUUGCUAUGGAAUGACUUUCUUCCUCGUCUAAGCAGAUCUGAUUCCGCUAACUCGAACUUAUCUGCUGAUCAAGUACGAAGGAAAUUCUAAUUUUCCAUUCCAAAUCUACUAGCAUGGCAAAACUGGUAGAGAUUUCCAAUCAACAACCAUGAAAACUGGCUUACGGGUCAACGAAAGAGAUAUAGGAAUGCUUUGUUUCGUCGAAGACCACUUGAACUGCUCACGCCAUUGUCUGGCUAAUCUGAUGGAAGGUGUACUUUCUAUUAUUCUGAGUAGAUUACAGGAUUAUGACUCCUUACUUCUAUUCUGGGAACAGAGAUAAUUCGUGGCUGUUCCGAGUUCUGUUAUGGUUGUUGGGAAAGCCUCUAUGCAUCCCUUAUUCAGCCACCAUAUCAGCUGUGUCCGUCACAAUGCAACAAUCGAUGUGGGAAUGGUACGAAACUCUUCCAAUUGAUGUAGAUUACCCUUUCAAAUUGGGCAUAAGAAGCA